Molecule: messenger RNA, 722 nt
Organism: Carcharodon carcharias (great white shark)
Lineage: Eukaryota; Metazoa; Chordata; Chondrichthyes; Lamniformes; Lamnidae
Product: troponin I, fast skeletal muscle-like
Exons: 8
Coding region: 104-655 (183 amino acids)
Biological process (GO): muscle contraction
Cellular component (GO): troponin complex
Source: RefSeq, a predicted model, not a curated record
UUUUGAAAACUGUCUGUGGCUUACCAGUCUUCACCUCAACUCUCCAGACCCACUACCCUCUGUACGUCUUCUUUGUCCCAGGUCAUAAAACACAACUAUCAAAAUGGGAGAUGAUGAGAAAAAACACAAGAUGACAUCUUCUCGCAGGAUGCAUCUGAAGAGUCUUCUGCUCUCUCUUGCCAAAACUGCAAUUGAGAAAGAAGAAGCAGACCGGAUAAAGCUGAAGGAGAAGUAUAUGGAAGAACAUUGCGGGGACCUGCAAACUUCUGGACUUUCAGUUGCAGAUUUACAGGAAUUAUGCAAAAAAAUUCAUUCAAAGAUAGAUGUCGUUGAUGAGGAAAGAUAUGACAUGGAAUCCAAAGUUACUAAGAGCACCAAAGAGAUUGAUGACCUGAACGUGAAAGUCUUUGACCUGAAAGGCAAGUUCAAGAGGCCACCACUAAAGAGAGUCCGUAUGUCUGCUGAUGCCAUGCUACGCGCUCUACUGGGCUCCAAACACAAAGUGUCCAUGGACUUAAGAGCUAACCUGAAGCAGGUGAAGAAAGAGGACACUGAGAAGGAGAAGGAUCUACGUGAUGUUGGAGACUGGCGUAAGAAUAUUGAGGAGAAGGCUGGAAUGGAAGGCAGAAAGAAGAUGUUUGAGGGUGCUGAAUAAAAUUUGUCAUCAUGAAACCAAAUAUUGUAUUACAUUUAAUAUUUGUAAUAAAAUAUAUGUAGGUCAA